Boeremia exigua is the source of this 1278-nucleotide messenger RNA. RefSeq lists its product as uncharacterized. NCBI's taxonomy places the organism in Eukaryota, Fungi, Ascomycota, Dothideomycetes, Pleosporales, Didymellaceae. The transcript is spliced from 2 exons. The coding region runs from base 263 to 1135 and encodes 290 amino acids. The record is from RefSeq and is a predicted model, not a curated record.
UCCUCGUCGGUGUGAAGGGUUGCAAUGGCCAACUGCUAACGUCUUCGAACAUGGAUGAGCACCCGCAUCCGCGUUGCCGUCGCUGAGAUCUGUGCUUGAGAACAUGGCCUCCAGUUCCCAGAGGUUAUAAAGGACAUGUGUUUCCUUCUUUGCUUCCACAUCAAAACAUCUCAUCAUCACGACUUGCAUUUAAUACAUUUGUGUCCUUUGGCGGCUUCUUGUUUUGCGUUUGCACGUCAUCAAUCUUGAUCAAUUUUACACAAUGCAGCAAUUCCAUCUGCCCAACCCAGCAUCGGUGGUGUCCCAUCAGAUAUCUGGCGACAUCAAACCCGAACUCAUCAAUGUCAAGCUGCCUCCUAUCCGCCAGAUGACUCCUGAGCACCGUUUCAACUACAACUCGAGUGUAUCUACCUACGAUUCCGACAUGUCCAGACGUCCAUCUGUAUCAUCGAUAACAUCAUCUGGCUUCCAUCCUUCUCGUUCUGCCUCGCCUGCCUUCUCUACCUCAACCCUGGAACCACAGUAUGGAAAUUGCAGAUCUCUUGAUCGUCUACGUCUGCAAGCAGGUCAUGUCCAGACCUUCCCUUACACUACACCCACGCAGGACUCCGCGGCUACUGCAUCUCACGCUGGCGGAAAGGCGGGCAAGACGAAGCGAGUGGAUCGUAAGCAAUAUUCGAAGCGAGCCGUAACUGGAACCACUUCUUCAAGGGUCCGCAAGAGCGACAACGAAGCGGGCAACCGUUAUUGUCAGGCCAUUGACCAGGGAGACCUUGCACGGGUGUGCCGAGAGGCCAACCCCAAUAUCGAGCACACCGCAGCACCACGACACGGUGGACAAGGCCCCUGGGUUCUGCUCAAGUCCAACAACAUCGCAAGCGAUGUUCUACAAGAUGGUGUUGAGCCGUCCAGGUGGAACAAGUCUUCUGUCAAUGGCUCAGCGAUCCUGAUCAUUGAACACAGCAGUGCACAGCUUGAUGAUGAGAUCAAGUAUCUAGGGGGUCUGCAAUCACGACUUCCCAAGGAACUACAGGGUGAGAUUGCCCAGCGCAUAGAGUGCUUGAUCGCUGCCAAAAACACUCGCGGUGAGGCCGAGUUCAAGGUAGCCACCGAGCAGAUGACUUAUCAACAUUGAGUUGAGAUGGGCAUCGCAUCACGACAUUGCAGCGCCAUGUGCUUUUCUCGCGGCAUCGGAGGUGUUUUGAGUACAAUUCUUCGCUCGGCAUUUUGAUCCACCCAAAAGUUUGUUUCUUUUUGUCGAUUGGUCGCAUCUUUCGG